AUGCCACAGCUGAAGUGCCUCAUCGAAGCUCACAACUUUUCUUGGAUAUAAGUGAUGAACAGGAGCGGCAUGGUAGUUGUAUCAUUCGACUUCCGCAGCCAUUCCCACAGUACAGACAUUGUUUUCGCGGCCACCAAUGCAGCAUUAGACACGUGCAUCUCUGAAAACACUACCGUAGACGUGUACGGGGACCAGACAAUGUGCGUUGCCUCACCUCGCACCCCCAGCCAGAAGCCCCUGCUGGACCACACGCUCCGGCACUUCAGGCGAGUUUGCAACGGCCCAUCCGACACCUCCUCGACACCCAUGGAGGUCGAGGACUCAUCCGGAGGUGGCACCAAGUCCGAAGGUGGCGGAGGCAGCAGUCGCAACGCGGCCGCGGCGGCCGCCCGACGCGCCCGCAUCAUGGCCCAGAUGUCGGCCAUGCAGAAGAACUUCAUCCGCGAGUACUCGGACCUGUUUAAGGAGGCCACCGAGGCGGAGGUGGCGUCGGCCGCGGCCCCCGAGGUGGUGCGGCACACGUGCAUCCUGUGCCGCGAGGACGAGGAGCUGUCGCUGAGCGGACGCACCCUGGUGCUCUCCGUGCUGGUGCAGCGGUCCACCGUGCUCUCCAAGGAUCGGUCGCAGCUGCCCCCUCCCCCGCCAUCCUCGGGCGGGGAGGACGAGGACGAGUCAAAGAAGGAGUCCAACCCCCUGGACGAAGAAGACCCCACCUGUGCCUUUGGGGACCUGCGCUACGGUCCCCACGCCAGCACCUGCGGCCACGUCAUGCACGCCCGAUGCUGGCAGAAGUUCUUCGAGUCGGUCGUCACCAAGGAGCGACGGCGGCCGGCCAGGUAUGGCCGGCACAUCAGCUUCAACGUCGAGAAGCGUGAGUUCCUCUGUCCACUGUGCGAGUGCCUGAGCAACGCGGUGGUACCUCUGCUGCCCCCGGUAUCUGCGCUUGUGCCCUCUGAGUGCCUUGAAAGGGCUGCCCAGGUUCAGGCCCUUGGCCCAGACCCAGGCUUCGAGGCGUGGCUGCGGGGUGCCCGCUUGGCCCUGGAGCGAGCCACCCUGCUACGCAGGGAGGGUCCCUCCAGCGAGGACAAGAUGCACCCGCGCCUGCUACCUCCUCCCCUCAAGGAAGUGCUGGAUGCGCUUCCGUCCGAAGCGGCCAGCCACCUGUCACGCCUGUACGCCUGCUACAGGGAGCCCUCGCCCACCAAAGCAAAUGGGGCUGGCAACGGUGCAGAGGCGGGCAGUGGACUGCAGUUCCCCGGCACGCUGUCCGAAAUGCUCAAGCUUUUCUGCCAAGCCUGCUACAUGGUUGGCCUGGACGCGCACCCCAACGUGGACGACGACCGGGUGCCUGCCCAGGUGUGGUGGUCGUGCGCCUACACGAUCCACGGGGCCGAGUGGCUGCUAAGGGGCAAACCCCUGCUGGGAGACCUGUCGGCCCGGCGUCUUCACUGCCUCGAAGCCCUCGUGCGCACCGCGGCCGCCUCACUGCGCGUCUCACCCCCCGAGGCCGUGGCCAGCCACUGCCUGCGCAUGAUGGGCCGCGUGUUUGCAGUCUCCAGCCCACCUGGUACGAGUCGCAGUUCUCAAGACGUCAGUCCCACGUCUCCGUCCGCCACUUCUCAGCUUUCCACUGACAUGACAAUGACGGCAGCAGCAGCAGCAGCGUUCUGUAGUGAAUCUCCCGACAACCUGGUGACAUCGGUCGACUGCCUCGAGCAGGGCAUCCUAGGCACAGCGGGUGUGUCGCUCUCCGAACCCAGCCUACCUCCGUCGGUGGCCAUGACUCUCAAGACGGCUUCCGGCGGCUCAGUGCUGGACAUAGAUGCGUUUGGACUGAUGGUGGCGUUGUGCCUGUCGGCCCCUUCGUUGUUUGCCAACGCUGCACCCCUGCCCCUAGGGGGCGCCCUGGACGGCCACGUACUGCGACUAGUCCUUGCCCUUCAUCUGGUCCAGGUGAUCCUAACGGUGGAGCCACACGAAGAGAAGAUGGAGACGGACUCUUCGUCACCUGUCGAGGAGCAGAGCAAAUCUUCGCAGUCCAACUCGAGGUUACUGGAGUUCUGUAGCGAGGUGCUCACUGCUGCUGGAAUGCCACCGCAGAAUCCGUCGACGCUGGGUGCUCCGUUUGUGGAGGCUGUGCACGAGGGCCUCAGGCCGUUCUUGCGGUGCAGCGCCAUCUUCUUGCACUUCCUGAGCAGCCGGCCACCCCCCGAUGCCCUGUGCGUAGCCGGUGGCGACACAUGGGGCGCACUGUGCGAGUUUCUGUCGGUGCCGACUGACCUGUCCAGUGUCCUGGAGCCGCCCGUGCUGCGACAGCUGGCAAUAGGGUGGGCGUCGCACCCGCAGGUGCGUGUGCAGCUGCGCUCUUCGCAUCUCGUGCGUCACCCCGUGCAGCCCAACCGGCUGGUGGAGCUGCCUAGCGACUUCAGCGAGCUCAUCAACGAGGCGUCCCUCUUCCGCUGCCCCAACUCCGACGGGGACGACUCGCGGUCGCCCACCCUGUGCCUCAUCUGCGGCCGCAUCCUCUGCUCGCAGAGCUACUGCUGCCAGGUGGAGGUGGGUGGUGACCGGCUAGGUGCGUGCAACCUGCACGUCACCGUUUGCGGCGCGGGUACCGGUCUCUUUCUCCGGGUGCGGGACUGCAAGGUGCUACUCCUGGUGGGGCGUACCAAAGGAUGCUACCUUCCACCACCGUACGUCGACGAGUACGGCGAGACCGAUGCAGGCCUGAUGCGUGGCAACCCGUUGCACCUGUGCCCACGCCGUUACGAGCAGCUGCAGCACCUGUGGCUCUCGCAUGGCAUACCCGAGCAGGUGGCGCACGCACUGGAGCAGUCAACCGGUCUUUCGUCAACGAACUGGGCGCUCAUGUGAAUUGGCAAAGGCAGUGACAACACCCUCCACCCUUCGUGCCUCAACUCGUUCGAGUUGCGCAUACAAGGACAUGCAGUGUGCCUGCGAAUGGGGAACAUGCCAGUCGCCGCGUUGGAACUGAAUCCUGUCUGCCAGCGUUAGUGAGUGCUCCUGUGUGUGACCUUGUUCUGUGUGUGGACGGGGGCGUGAUUUUAUGACAUGCACUUGAGUGUCCAUUGUGUGCAUGACGUCAAGAUCACCUGGAUGUCUUGUCUGCGAUGUGCACUUGAAUGUCCAGUGUGCAGAGGCGAUGGUCUAGUGCACUUGGAUGUUAUUCGACCGUCAGGGACCCCGUGUCCGUGCUGAAUUAAUGAAGCCUGAAUGCAGCCAGCUGCCUGUUGGAAGUCGUUGCAAGCUCAGCGAGAGAUGGAGAGAGCAUUGACCCCCAAUGCUUGGACAUCCCUUUCGUGUCCAAAUGUUGUAUUUCUAAUAAGACUGGCAAACCAAGAGCUCUCAAUACCACCCCCCCUACCCCCCUCUUUCCUGGGCCUUCCAACCGCGAGACUGACGUGGAAAAUGUAGGCAGGCAUGUGUGUGUGUCAGUCGGGACAUAUCUAUCGUGGCCGGGUCCUUUAUUUGCCUGACGGAAGUGCACGUUAUUAGUUGGAUCAAUGGAGUGACAUCCUGCGAUGGAAAGGUGAGAGAACAUGGCACACACCAGCCCUGACGUGUACUGUGCAAGGCUAGGCCCUUGUGCAUGAAGGAAACGGUGUGCAGUUUUGCCCGCAGUUGCGUUGCUGACGUGGAAGGUAAAGUGCAUCUUUGCAAAUGCAAGUAAUUCAAGGGAGAAGCCUUUACUGGCAAUGGUGCCUGUGCUAAGUUAGCAUGCCACAAGUGUUGAAGUGUUGAGUUUUUUUAGAGGUCUUGAAGCAAUGUCGAGCCUCUUUGCCUAGGGAGGUCAACGAAACUACUGAAUUUUAGGCAAUUUCUUACAUGACAACACAACACCGUUUUGAGCAUGGCAUUGCAGCACAGCAUGAUGCCAAUUCGUUGCUAAGAGGUGCUGGGUGUUGGCCACAAGUUUGAAUUCCUUGAAAAGGACAGCUAAUUCGUGGUUACUUCAACAGCUCCUCGCCUAUAGUUUCUUUUGUUGUGCUGGUCAGUUGUGGCUGGAAGGCAGGUGGUUAUGAAUUGGCAUCUACUAGCUAAAAUAAAAUACAGCAUAGGCAGUAGGCUAUGCGAGGGGAUGACCUCAAAUACAUAUUCAGGCAAUUAUCUGGAUGUUCUGGUGUUCCACAUGUUUUAGUGAUCACUCUUUAGUUUUUCUGAUAAAACAUAAGAUGACCCAGAAAGCCUUCUUUUUCAUGUUGCGUCUGAAUGGUUGUCAAAGAAUUGAUGUGCCCCAAGCACAUGUUCAAAAGCAACAGGCAAGGUUGGUAGUUUGCAUCCUUGAAUCAAGCUAUAUUGCUGCCACUUGUAAAACAGCUCGUGUGCUUUGGCUGCCUUUCUUUUUCUGAUUGGAGUGCACCUCAAAUAUAUGCCGGAGCACUCGAGUUUGCUGUGAUGUUACCGAGAGUUAUUUGCGCAUUUUAUUGGUAUUGGUAAAUUGUCAACAGCUUCUUCGUGAUGUUUAAGGUGCUUUAUCUGCUUGUGUGAAAUGCAACGCAGUAUAAAGAUAACGUAAAUAAUUUCCGUGUUCUCGUGAUUCCGUACGCUGCCCAACUCAGUAUUCCAGUGUUGUCCCGAUUUCUGAUUAGGUUGUGACAGUUCUCUCUUACUGGAAGUAAUUGGCUUGUAGUGCGGCUCUCGAACAAUUUGCUGCUUACGCUGUUGUCUAAAUAUGUCACACAAAUUUCAAACAUCACAACUCGGCUGUAUAAUUUGGCAGGAAUGUUUUGCCCUGUAGAGUGCCGUUUCAUUGCUAAACAUUCACUCAGGAAAUUUAGCGAUUUAUUGAAUAACAUUGACGGUGUGAUAAUCGUACGACAGAAUAAACUCUGAGGUGAUAUGGAUAUGGUAAAGAUUUGCUUGUAUGGUUGGAACACACUACAAGGCAGGUACUGUGCAUUGCAGUUUACCUUUGUGCAUACUGUAUCUGCAGCAGCUGCACUUUUUUUUUUGCUAUUGGUAAUGUGCAAUUGGUAUGUGUAAACUCGCAUAUUUCUCCUGGUUGAAAUAGCGUAUGCACUUGUGGUGUGAUGUCUUCUCUCAUUUACUCAAGCACGCGCUUGUUUUUGUAUUUGUUUUGAGGAUGUACGUAUACAUACUUUUUCUGUAUUUUUAAACUUGGAGGCUAUCAGUGCUUUUUAUCAUGCCACAAAAAACUGCCAGUGCUCGAAAUCUGUGCAUAUCCUUUCGAUUUUGUUCUUAACUGCUCAAGUUUACCUUUAUGUUCCAAGGGAAUUUCUAAGUUUCACGCUGCUGAAGUUGGGGGAAUGCGAACCGCCAGUCAUGCAAAAUAAUGCAAAAAAGAUGUAAGAGAAUUCAAGUAGGGUACUGGACUUUGUGUGCCUGACUGGACUAUCUCUGUAUCUUCUAAUGGCCUUAUUUACAAAAGAGUGACAAGAGAAAGCGAAAUAAUGCAAGAGGAGUACAAAGGAAGUUGCAAAUGAGUUCUGCGAAAUCCCACAAGGUGGCGGAAGGGUUGAGAAAGGAAAAAUAGACAACCACCCAUUUGUAACACGAAGCCACAAGGAAAUCCAUUCGGAUUUCUCAGAAAGAGGGCCUCAUAGUUGCCGAAAAAUUCGUCCUGGUCCGGAGUUCGGACCCGGACCAAUGCCUUUCCGGGGCGGUCGCUCUACCAAUUGAGCUAACCAGGAAGCUCAUUUGGUUAGCUCAAUUGGUAGAGCUACCUCCCCAGAAAGGCGUUGGUCCCGGGUUCGAACCCAGGACCAGGAUGGAUUUUUCAGCAACUAAGAAACUUUCUGAGAAAUCCGUAUGGAUUUCCUUGUGGCUUUGUGCUACAAGCGGGUGGUUGUCUAUUUUUUAUUUCUUAACAAAGGAAUUUGGUUUUUUGGGAAGACAAUCCCACCAGGGGGGGGGGAACUAUUUCUAAACUCCCCAUUUUAGACAUGGCUGUCUUGCCUUUCCUUUCUUUUUUUCAAGAUUUGAAAGGGCAGAGUUGUGUCUCCAUAAGUGUUGCGCAGGCUUGCUGCAAUAACAGAUCUCGUUAACUUUAAAAAAGAUUUGCUUGAAACAUUGGCAUGGCAGAUUAGUAAUGCAGAUCUCGCGUGUGAAUUCACUUGUGCCUCAGGGCAAAUUCUGUUAUGUACCACUUAUUUAGGCUUUGCUCAUGAAUGGUAGGCUUUAACAUGCAUUUCAGUAGUGGUUUAAAACGCCUCUGUGCGAGUUGAUCCUCAUUGAAGAAUGUCGUUCCUCCAUUUCGAGGUGGUUGACUAACAAUUCAUACUAUGUGUGGUCUUGAAAACUUGACAUGUUUUCGGCUUUUGCAGUCUCUUAAGCCGCACACAGCCGGGAGAUCAUUGGCCUCUAGAUCUGUAAUCUUUUAGCCAGAGGGCGCCAUCACUGAGACGCAAGUUCGGAAGGCACGUCUUAGCUGUAAUGGAUCCCAAAUUUUUAUCCUGUUUUCUGAAUGUAAGAAUUCAGGCAGCUUCUGAUGUAAGCUUGCAUUUCUAUUAUGUAAGGGCAGUGAUUUUCGAAGUCAUGAAAAGCUCUCUAGGGUUCGUGGUGCUUUGAGUCAUGUCCAUUUUAAAUGUCCCAACGUGCGUUUCUAGCAGAGGCUCACUUUGCACAACUUACUUAAAGGGACACUAAAGAGAAACAAUGAAUCGGUUUAGAUCGAUAAAUUGUACUUUGAGAACAAUAAUGUCGUUAAUUUAACCAUCAUAGGUGUAUUAAUAAAGGAGACAAUGAAGUUCAAAGUUUCAUUUUUAAAUUUUGCGCCAAAAUCUCCAGGUGUGACGUCACGGAUUUUAAAGUGUAUUUAUCGUAUUUUCGCGGCAUUGGCCCUACAAAAUUUCCUCAACAUUGGUAUGUUAACUCUAUGGUCCCCACAGAGGACAGUGCACUUCAUUUUUACCGUUUAGGAACUACGUAGGCCCUAUAAGGCGGCGUCAAAAUAUGUGACGUCACGGCGAAUGGUGCGGAAACUUCAAGGUGGCAUCGCCACCCACAUUUUCUUUUUGCGUGAUUUCUCGCUUACUAAGCGUCUUCUCGCAGCAAGCGCGGUGUUCUUGGUAUGGUGAAAGAGUAGUUUACUAAUACGAGAAAAAUAGUUUCGCUCUUUAGUGUCCCUUUAAACAGCUGCCAAUUUCCUUGAAUGCCUCUUCCAAGAUGCUGAAAGACUUCCAUCUAGACAGGGGAUAAUGUUCAUAUCGAAGUGUUCUUUCUUUUUUUCCUCGUCACUGUCUCAAGAAUAUGCGUAUGAGAGAAAGGCUCUGUUGGGUGUACAGAAUGUGUGGGCUGUGGGGUACAGGUCUCGGGGGAAGUGGGGGGGGGGGGCUGUAGGGAGGUGGCUCGUUUUUAAAAUUUUGUGUGCCUUGCGGUAUGUUGGGCCACACUUCGCUGUGAACAUACGUGCUUGUGAUCACUGUUUGUGAGGAUGCUUUCUUUUUUUCUGCAUCCUGGACAGCGUGAGCGACAAAAUUUGGUCGCAUUUAAUAAAAAGAAUGCUAUGUUUGG
Molecule: messenger RNA, 7494 nt
Organism: Rhipicephalus sanguineus (brown dog tick)
Lineage: Eukaryota; Metazoa; Arthropoda; Arachnida; Ixodida; Ixodidae
Product: E3 ubiquitin-protein ligase UBR2
Exons: 15
Biological process (GO): ubiquitin-dependent protein catabolic process via the N-end rule pathway; protein ubiquitination
Cellular component (GO): cytoplasm; ubiquitin ligase complex
Molecular function (GO): ubiquitin protein ligase activity
Source: RefSeq, a predicted model, not a curated record